AUGGCGGCCGGGCCAGCGAUAGACGCUUCCUGGGGCGCGGUGCUUAUCGGUGUUUUUCUCGCUAUAUUCUUGUAUGGACUCCUCACGCUCCAGGUAUAUGUGUAUCAUGAUAUGUUCCCGAGGGACGUCUGGUGGCUCAAGCUAGUCGUCGCUUCCGUCUGGAUCCUCGACACCCUGCACACGGUGUUCAUCAGCCACCUGGUGUAUACGAACCUGAUCACGAACUUUGGAGACUAUGAGGCUAUCGAGCAUAAUGGUUGGAGCUUUAACAUUAAUGUGCUAAUCACGACGUUUGUGGCGGCCAUAUCUCAGGUGUUCUUCAUACAUCGGUGUUGGAGAUGUACCAUCUUCAACACCAUCGCCAGCAGCGUGAUCCUCCUCUUCGCCUGCGUGCAAUUCGCCUUCGGCUCCCUCUGCACACACCUAACGUUCAUCCUCACAAACUACUCCCAGUUCCUGGAAUAUAAGUGGGCUGUGGACACCUGGCUCGGCUCGGCUGCGGUUACGGAUAUACUCGUUUCUUGUGCGCUGGUUAGGAGCUUGUUGAUGAAGAGGAACGAGGUGCAACGGACGAGGAACUUGAUCGAGAAACUUAUACGGUGGACGGUUACUACGGGGUUGAUCACGAGCGUAUGGGCAUUACUCGACCUUGCCGUGUUCACCGGGAGCGAAACGACGCUCAUCCACCUUUUUUUCAACAUCAUGCUCGCCAAGAUGUACGCCAACACGCUCCUAGCAGCGCUAAACCACCGCACGUCCAACAAACCCGAGGACUCUCCCAUCCUCCCGACCAGUACGGCAGGGCACAGUAUUUCCCUCUCCCGGCUGUCGAGGGGGAGCCGCGCGCUGACGUUGACGACGACGACGACGAUGGCUUCUGCGAGAAGGGGGAGGACGCAGAGUGUUUCUUUUGCGUUGGAUGGGUGUGAGCUGGAUCAGGCAGAGAGGGGGGUGAGAGUGGAUGUGGAGACUGUGACUGCUAGUGUGGGCAGUGGGAGCGUGGACUGCUAUGACGAUGUGGACGUGGACGUGGACGGGGAUGGGGAUGGGGAUGGGGAGGGCGAUGGAGAGAGGGACGAGAGUAAGGUCGAAUUGGAGAUCGAGAGUCCGAGCACGAGCCUGCCUACGCUCGCUAGUGGGAAAGUAGGCGAAGGGUGCUGA
Dacryopinax primogenitus is the source of this 1161-nucleotide messenger RNA. RefSeq lists its product as uncharacterized. Lineage: Eukaryota; Fungi; Basidiomycota; Dacrymycetes; Dacrymycetales; Dacrymycetaceae. Bases 1 to 1161 code for a protein of 386 amino acids. The record is from RefSeq and is a predicted model, not a curated record. The transcript has 6 exons.